AUGAAUAAAAGGAGAACAAUAGAUGUAGACAUGAAUAAGUUGAUAGACUUAGUUAGGAUAAGGGAAAUUAUAUGGAACAGACAGCUCAAAGGACAUCACAAUUGGUACAAAUUGGACGAGGCGUGGAAGGAAAUCGCUGUUGAGUUGGGAGUUACACGCGACGAAGCUAGACUCAAAUGGAAAUACCUCCGCGACCAAGCAAGAAAAGAGAUGCGGAAAGAAGAAUCAGAUUGGGAGCUACUGCCGAAACUACAGUUCUUAGCCAACCAGUUCUUUGACAACGAAGGCAACGACCUGGGAGAUGACACGUACAGCCAGGACUUCGACGCUCCAGAACAAAGCAGUAGCUAUUACACAAAUGUAGAGGAAGAGCCAGCGGCGGCAGAUGAACCAGAAGUUAUAGAUGAACCACCGAUUAAAGAUGAUGAAUUCGACGAGUUCGAUAUGAAACCUAUCAUUAUGGAGACAGAGUUCUACGAUGAUGAUGAAGGGAUCCAGAAAUGCGCGUCUACUGAAGGGGAGGUGACGAAAGAUGAAGAUAUAGGCUUCUUUAACAGCUUACUGCCACAUGUUAAAAAGCUCGGACCAGCUAAGAAGCUAAUGCUUCGAAUGAAAAUACAGGAGUUAGUUUACAAUACUGUGUAUAAUACAUAG
Leptosia nina is the source of this 654-nucleotide messenger RNA. Lineage: Eukaryota; Metazoa; Arthropoda; Insecta; Lepidoptera; Pieridae. The record is from the annotation of a GenBank genome assembly.